AUGUCCACCAUCUCGAAUAUCCGACGUCAAAUCCGACUGAUACUCACCGCACCCAACACUGACCUGAGAAGCAUCACCACCGAACGCGUCCUCACGCUGCUCGUACAGCAGCACGGCAUGCCGCAAACUUGGGUGUACGAGAAAGAGAAGAUUAUCGACGACCUGCUCUGGGAGAUCCUCUUCGAGGUCUUGAGUGAGAAGGAGGAGGUCGAGCAAUCGAGUAUGGAAGAGCUGUUGUCUGCCCUUGCUGGAGCUCAGCUGGCUUCCAAAACCGAGAACGCUGACACUGUGAAAGGAACAAGGCAUUGA
Molecule: messenger RNA, 309 nt
Organism: Stereum hirsutum FP-91666 SS1
Lineage: Eukaryota; Fungi; Basidiomycota; Agaricomycetes; Russulales; Stereaceae
Exons: 1
Coding region: 1-309 (102 amino acids)
Source: RefSeq, a predicted model, not a curated record